Messenger RNA from Penicillium crustosum, 1879 nucleotides. It is a transcript of the gene atfA, whose product is annotated as bZIP transcription factor atfA. Gene Ontology annotation, biological process: regulation of transcription by RNA polymerase II. Bases 140 to 1564 code for a protein of 474 amino acids. Gene Ontology annotation, molecular function: DNA-binding transcription factor activity, RNA polymerase II-specific; RNA polymerase II cis-regulatory region sequence-specific DNA binding. The transcript has 3 exons. The record is from RefSeq and is a predicted model, not a curated record. Lineage: Eukaryota; Fungi; Ascomycota; Eurotiomycetes; Eurotiales; Aspergillaceae.
CAAUUCCCUAAAUUUCAUCAUAUCCCUCUUCCCCCUACGUCACUCUCUUCCUCUCUCACUCUCACUCUCACUCUCCCAGAAAGCCCAUUGUUUGUUUGGCUUUGCAGCAUUUUAUAUCUAUUAUCUUCGAAUAAGCCCGAUGUCUGCUGCGGUCGCCCCAGCUGUAUCGACUCUUCGAUCAAACAUGUCUUCCCCCAUGGACUCGAAGAAGGAAAAAGAAGACUCGCAGGCCGCGUCUUCACAGAACGACCAGAAAUCUAACGUAGAGCCUCAGACCUCGUUGGCGCCGCCUCCACGACCGGGUGCGCCUACUGCGUCUGAUACCCCGGACUACUUCAGUUCCAUGCACAAUCCUUUCUCGCUAGAGCCCAAUCCAUUUGAGCAAUCGUUCGGAGGGAAUCCGGCCGAGACUCCAGGCAAAUCGCUUCUUCCCUCUGUUGCUGCGCUCACCUCACCGGCCUUACCUGGAACAACCUCUACUACUGGUGGUUACAAUUGGAACAACUCCCUCCGCUCGGGACCUCUUAGCCCGGCUAUGCUCCCUGGGCCCACCGGCCCUAAUGACUACUUCGACAGUAUCGGUCGUGGUUUCCCUACCCCGAACGAGUCAUCUCUCCGCACGGGACUGACACCUGGCGGUGGAGGUUCCAUGUUCCCGGCCCCCAGUCCUAACUCACAAGCUCUCUUGCAACAACUUCAGAACGGCGGUGCCACUCCUUCCACUAUUGAUUUCCAUCGCACCGCACUCACAGCGAAGAAGAACAACUCGAAUGCUCCCACCUCCAACCCCAACGAGCAGGAACAAGCUGCUGCUAAUAUGGAUGUAAAACCAGCUCGGCCCGCUGACUUCACUCAGCAUGAUGCGGCUGAUGCGGCGAAUGGACUGUUCAUGCUGGCAAAGGGUGGCCAGGCAAACAAUGCGCCGAUGAACCAUGCCCAGAUGCCAAAUGAUACCCGUGCUGCAACCCGACGUGUUUCCCAGAACACCAAUGGUACCAGUGUUGAGGAUGCAUCUGAUCAUGAACCCGCUAAACCCGCUAAGGGUAAGGGCAAAAAGAGUGCCGCUAAGGCCCCUGCUGCCAAUAACCGCCGCAAGGCCGAAGAUGCCCCGAAGGGAUCCAACAAAAGGGCCAAAGCCAACACGGAGAUGCCCUCGGAUAUGGAUGAUGAGGACGAUGACGAUGAUAUGAAACAAUUCCCAAUGGAUACCAAGAAGAUGACUGAUGAGGAGAAAAGACGCAAUUUCCUGGAGCGGAAUCGUGUCGCGGCUUUGAAAUGUCGUCAACGGAAGAAGCAGUGGCUGGCUAACCUCCAAAACAAGGUUGAGCUUUUCACCUCAGAGAAUGAUGCCCUUACUGCUACAGUGACUCAGCUGCGUGAAGAGAUUGUCAACCUCAAGACUUUAUUGCUGGCACACAAGGAUUGCCCGGUCUCUCAGGCCCAGGGACUCGGCCCCCUCAUGAUGAACGGCAUGUCAGCCGGAUAUGAUCACCACGGGUAUAAUAUGCCGCCUAACAUGGGCAUGCAGCCCGGUGGCAUCCCUACACAGGGCAUGCGUCGAUGAGAUAACUUGCUUUGUUUCUCAUCUCAAGAUACCUAUCGUGCUUUUCGCCGCAUGUAGGAAAUACGGUUCACUGCUUAGAUCCGGCGGUUGAUCUCUUCUUCCUAGGAGUUUGUUUUUCCUCGCGGUUUCCUUCGGCUAAGGCUCCGCCGAUUGUUCUGGCAUGGGCAGGUGUUAAUGAUCCUCACGACUCAAAAAUGGACGGACUAGGUGGUCUGGAAUGACCUUUUUUGAGGGUGUGUCAACUCGGCGUAUGAGAUGCUUUCUUUCGAUUUAUGGCUGCUUCGAGGUUGAUGUUCUGCUUUAUGAUGUUUCCCC